AGGCGAGGAGGCACGUCACUUCCUGUUUCUUUAGGGGAACGUGGCUUUUCCCCGCAGUACCUCGCCUUCCAUCUGCGUUCGUGCUGCGGCGGCCGGAGCUGGAGUCGGAGCCCGAGCGCAGCCUCGCCAUGGAUUCGGCCCUCAGCGACCCGCACAACGGCAGCGCCGAGGCCAGCAGCCCUACCAACGUCUCGACGCGGCCGCCCUCCACGCCCGAGGGCAUCGCGCUGGCCUACGGCAGCCUCCUGCUCAUGGCGCUGCUGCCCAUCUUCUUCGGCGCCCUGCGCUCAGUGCGCUGCGCCCGCGGCAAGAGCUCGUCGGACAUGCCGGAAACCAUCACCAGCCGAGAUGCCGCCCGCUUCCCCAUCAUCGCCAGCUGCACUCUCUUGGGGCUCUACCUCUUCUUCAAAAUAUUCUCCCAGGAGUACAUCAACCUCUUGCUGUCCAUGUAUUUCUUCGUGCUGGGGAUCCUGGCCCUGUCCCACACCAUCAGCCCCUUCAUGAAUAAGUUUUUUCCAGCCAACUUCCCAAACCGCCAGUAUCAGCUGCUCUUCACACAGGGCUCUGGGGAAAACAAGGAAGAGAUCAUCAACUAUGAGUUUGACACUAAGGACCUGGUGUGCCUGGGCCUAAGCAGCGUCGUUGGUGUCUGGUACCUGCUGAGGAAGCACUGGAUUGCCAACAACCUCUUUGGCCUGGCCUUCUCCCUUAAUGGGGUAGAGCUUCUGCACCUGAACAACGUGAGCACUGGCUGCAUCCUGCUUGGCGGACUCUUCAUCUAUGACAUCUUCUGGGUAUUCGGCACCAACGUGAUGGUGACUGUGGCCAAGUCCUUUGAGGCACCAAUCAAAUUGGUGUUCCCCCAGGAUCUGCUGGAGAAGGGCCUUGAAGCGGACAACUUCGCCAUGCUGGGACUUGGAGAUAUCGUCAUUCCAGGGAUUUUCAUUGCCUUGCUGCUUCGUUUUGACAUCAGCUUGAAGAAGAACACCCACACCUACUUCUAUACCAGCUUCGCGGCCUACAUCUUCGGCCUGGGCCUCACCAUCUUCAUCAUGCACAUCUUCAAGCAUGCCCAGCCCGCUCUCCUGUACCUGGUUCCUGCCUGCAUUGGCUUUCCUGUCCUGGUGGCACUGGCCAAGGGAGAAGUGGCAGAGAUGUUCAGCUACGAGUCCUCGGCCGUAAUCCUGCCUCAUACGCCGAGGCUCACUCACUUCCCCACAGUCUCGGGCUCCCCUGCCAGCCUGGCCGACUCCAUGCAGCAGAAGCUGGCUGGCCCUCGUCGCCGGCGCCCGCAGAAUCCCAGCGCCAUGUAGUGCCCAGCGGGUGCCCACCUGCCCGCUCCCCCCACUGUCCUGGGCCUAAGUUACGAGGAGUCAAACCCGAAAGAUCAAGCAACUGGAACUGAAUCCAAAGAGGUGACAACAGAGACGUCAGCAUCGAAGAAGCUAGAGAAGAAGGAGAAGUGAGGCGGCCGCUGCCUGACCCUUGAGGGCCAAAUCGGACAGACGGGACGGCCUGUGGGAUCCCGACAGGACACCUGCAGGAGGCGAGGGUGGCUCCAGGACGGGGAGCGGGCCGCUGCUGCCUGUUUCCCUCUCCCCUUUCUCUGGCUUCCUCUGCUGCUCCUCAUCCCCUGCAGGCCAAGGAAACCCUCUGCUUCUUCUUUUCCCAGGAGCCAGGUGGGAGCCGAACGUGGUUUUUAGAUUUUGUAUUGUGGACUGACUCACAUUAAAAACUCAUCCCAUGGC
Molecule: messenger RNA, 1748 nt
Organism: Peromyscus maniculatus bairdii (prairie deer mouse)
Lineage: Eukaryota; Metazoa; Chordata; Mammalia; Rodentia; Cricetidae
Gene: Hm13
Product: histocompatibility minor 13
Biological process (GO): membrane protein proteolysis
Cellular component (GO): cytoplasmic side of endoplasmic reticulum membrane; membrane; lumenal side of endoplasmic reticulum membrane
Molecular function (GO): aspartic endopeptidase activity, intramembrane cleaving
Source: RefSeq, a predicted model, not a curated record